CGAAGCUUCGCGGGAAUGAUUAGUUUAAUCCGCGGUGGUGUCGUUAUUAAAUCUCCCCCCCGUCCUGGCGAUUUCUGCAACACUGGACCGUGCAACGGAGAGGACCCAGCGACUUGUUCUCGAAGUCAGAGGUACGCAGUUGAGAUGGGUCAGGGAAAACGACAGAAUUGUGAAGGCAUGGAAGCCAUCUCGAAGAAGUUGAAUGACCGCGAGGCGUCGUUCCCCGCUUGGGCGAGAGAUAUCGCUGAGUGUGAGAAGCACUACCGCACCAGCAGGGCCUCGGGGCUGAAGUCCGAGGAUGUCGAGAGGAGGCGCAAGCUGUACGGCCUCAACGAGCUGGACCACCAUGAGGGGGCCUCAAUCCUGAGCCUCAUCAUAGAGCAGUUCAAGGACACGCUAGUCCAGAUAUUGCUUGGUGCCGCGGUCGUCUCCUUUGUCCUCGCCUUGUAUGACAGCGAGGGAGGAGGUGGCAAAAAGGAGAUCACUGCGUUCGUGGAGCCGCUGGUAAUAUUCCUGAUCCUGAUCUUGAAUGCAACUGUCGGGGUGUGGCAGGAGAGCAAUGCCGAGAAGGCCCUGGAGGCGCUGAAGGAGAUUCAGUCUGAGCAGGCGACGGUAGUGCGAGAUGGGAAGAGGGUUCUGAAUUUGCCGGCGAGGGAGCUCGUGCCGGGUGAUAUUGUGGAGCUCAAGGUCGGAGACAAAGUGCCUGCAGAUAUGCGCGUCGUGGAGUUGAUUAGCUCCACGCUGCGAAUGGAGCAGGGCUCGCUGACCGGAGAGAGUGAGGCUGUGAACAAGACGAGCAAGGUUGUUGCGGAGGACGCCGACAUACAGGGAAAGAAAUGCAUGGUCUUUGCAGGGACGACUGUGGUGAACGGUAAUUGUAUCUGUUUGGUCACCCAGACUGGGAUGGAGACCGAGAUUGGGAAAGUGCACGAGCAAAUCCAAGUGGCGUCGCAGUGCGAGGAGGACACCCCAUUGAAGAAGAAACUGAACGAAUUUGGGGAGGUCUUGACGAUAAUAAUCGGCGUGAUUUGCGCAUUGGUCUGGCUUAUCAGUGUCAAGCACUUCCUAACCUGGGAGUACGUAGAUGGGUGGCCGAGGAAUUUCAGUUUCUCCUUCGAGAAGUCCACGUAUUACUUUGAGAUCGCUGUGGCAUUGGCUGUGGCUGCAAUUCCUGAAGGUCUGCCUGCUGUGAUCACGACUUGCCUGGCACUCGGGACGAGGAAGAUGGCACAGAAGAACGCCCUUGUUCGGAAGCUCCCGAGUGUCGAGACAUUGGGAUGCACCACGGUGAUCUGUUCAGAUAAGACUGGCACAUUGACCACUAACCAAAUGGCUGUGUCGAAGCUGGUUGCUGUUGGUUCGUCGUCUGAUAAGUUAAGGACCUUCAAGGUUGAAGGGACAACUUACAAUCCGUUUGAUGGAAAAAUUCACGACUGGCCGACUGGCCAAAUGGAUGCUAAUCUUCAAAUGAUAGCACAAAUUGCUGCCGUAUGCAACGAUGCUGGUGUUGCACAAUCGGAGCAUAAGUUCAUUUCCCAUGGAAUGCCCACCGAGGCUGCUUUGAAGGUCUUGGUCGAGAAAAUGGGCAUGCCCGAAGAGGCUUCUGAGAGCAACGAACUUCUGCGUAAGACACUUAUCGACCUACUUCAAUUCUCUGUUUCUUUGUCUAUUAUCAGAGAUCUUGUAGUAACUAAAAAUGUUUUGUUGUUUGCUUCUAAAGGUUGCUGCAAAUGGUGGAGCGAAUUUGAACGUCGAAUUGGGACACUGGAAUUCGACCGAGAUAGGAAGUCUAUGGGAGUUAUUGUGAAUUCCCGUUCUGGAAAAAAGUUGCUGCUUGUGAAGGGUGCUGUAGAAAGUAUAUUAGAGAGAAGCAGCAAAAUUCAAUUGCUCGAUGGCUCGGUUGUGGAACUGGAUCAGACGUCAAGAAACUCCAUCUUGAAAUCUCUUCACGAAAUGUCGACCGGCGCACUGCGCUGUCUGGCUUUUGCAUUCAGAGACGAGCUGCCCGAGUUCGAGGGCUAUGACGGUUCUGAAGAUCAUCCUGCUCAUAAACUUCUGCUCAAUCCAUCUAAUUAUUCAACAAUAGAGAGUGGAUUAGUUUUCACUGGCUUGGUGGGAUUGCGAGAUCCUCCCAGAGAAGAAGUCCAUCAAGCCAUUCAGGACUGCAGGGCAGCAGGAAUCCGCGUCAUGGUUAUCACUGGGGAUAACAAGAACACAGCGGAAGCGAUAUGUCGGGAGAUAGGAGUUUUCGCACACAAUGAGGACAUCAGCUUCAAAAGCUUGACAGGAAAGGAGUUCAUGAAUUUGCAGAACAAGAAGGAUCACCUGAGGCAAAGCGGAGGCCUCCUGUUCUCCAGGGCUGAGCCGAGGCACAAGCAAGAGAUAGUUCGGUUGCUUAAAGAAGAUGGUGAAGUCGUUGCUAUGACAGGUGAUGGAGUGAACGAUGCACCUGCCUUGAAACUGGCCGAUAUUGGCAUAGCAAUGGGCAUUGCCGGAACUGAGGUUGCAAAGGAAGCUUCCGACAUGGUCUUGUCCGAUGACAAUUUCAGCACAAUAGUCGCAGCUGUUGGUGAAGGAAGAUCUAUCUACAGUAAUAUGAAGGCCUUCAUCAGGUACAUGAUCUCUUCAAACAUCGGCGAGGUUGCUUCCAUCUUCUUGACAGCGGCUCUAGGAAUUCCUGAAGGUCUGAUACCUGUUCAGCUUCUGUGGGUCAAUCUUGUGACCGAUGGACCACCUGCGACUGCCUUGGGAUUCAAUCCUCCGGACAAGGACAUAAUGCAAAAGCCACCUCGCAAAAGCAACGAUUCUCUCAUCAGCCCAUGGAUUCUGUUCCGCUAUCUGGUCAUUGGGCUCUAUGUAGGGAUUGCAACGGUGGGUGUGUUUAUCAUCUGGUACACACAGGCCUCCUUCUUGGGCAUUGACCUUAGCAGCGAUGGACACACGCUAGUGUCGUACACUCAGCUUGCGAACUGGGGUCAGUGCUCGUCCUGGAAGAACUUCACCGUCGCGCCCUUCACUGCUGGGAACCAGGUCCUCACCUUCGACAGCGACCCAUGCAACUAUUUCCACGGAGGGAAAGUCAAGGCUACGACUUUGUCUCUCUCGGUGCUGGUCGCAAUCGAGAUGUUCAACUCUGUCAAUGCUCUCUCUGAGGACACGAGCCUGUUGGUUAUGCCCCCCUGGGUUAACCCGUGGCUCUUGUUGGCCAUGUGCGUCUCAUUCGGGCUUCACUUCCUGAUCUUAUACAUCCCUGUCCUCGCUCAGGUCUUUGGCAUCGUGCCUCUCAGCUUCAACGAGUGGCUUCUGGUACUCGUGGUCGCAUUUCCGGUGAUCCUUAUCGAUGAGGUUUUGAAGUUCAUUGGGAGGUGUAUGAACACAUGGAGCAGGCUUCAACGAUGCACCGGGCAAAUACCAGUGAAGCCAAAGACAGAGUGAGACAGCUUUGUUUUCAAGCCUCUAGCUCUCCAACUGUUACUGCUUAAUACGUCGACGAGAUGCCUGUAUAGCGGAUGUGCAAUAUGCAUCUCUUUCUGGGUCCUUCCUCUGACUUCCUGUAUCGCGGUUCUCUGGUGUUUUUGUUUCGCUUUGGAAUCUUACUAAUGAUGCAAUAUCGUACCACAUAGCUUCUGAUGUACUGGCCUUUUACCCAAAAAGUGAUCCUCCGCGCACUAUGAAAUAAAAACGUUAAUCAAAUUUUGGAGAUUA
Messenger RNA from Eucalyptus grandis, 3705 nucleotides. RefSeq names its product calcium-transporting ATPase 1, endoplasmic reticulum-type. Lineage: Eukaryota; Viridiplantae; Streptophyta; Magnoliopsida; Myrtales; Myrtaceae. Gene Ontology annotation, cellular component: membrane. Bases 16 to 3435 code for a protein of 1139 amino acids. The record is from RefSeq and is a predicted model, not a curated record. Gene Ontology annotation, biological process: calcium ion transmembrane transport; intracellular calcium ion homeostasis. Gene Ontology annotation, molecular function: P-type calcium transporter activity; ATP binding; ATP hydrolysis activity. The transcript is spliced from 8 exons.